Molecule: messenger RNA, 2399 nt
Organism: Bombus impatiens (common eastern bumble bee)
Lineage: Eukaryota; Metazoa; Arthropoda; Insecta; Hymenoptera; Apidae
Product: DNA-directed primase/polymerase protein
Exons: 3
Coding region: 576-1913 (445 amino acids)
Biological process (GO): response to UV; replication fork processing; error-prone translesion synthesis
Cellular component (GO): nucleus; mitochondrial matrix
Molecular function (GO): chromatin binding; DNA-directed DNA polymerase activity
Source: RefSeq, a predicted model, not a curated record
AAAUCACUAACAGUUAUUUAUCAACUUCUAGCAGUGGUCGCAAAAUGACGAUCAUGGUCGUGAUCUUACUUUAUUCACGAUCGAUUUUUUGAUCUUGAGUAAAAUUAUUCAAUGCGAUAGUAUUUCUUGAUCUUGAUUAAAUUAUUUCUUAUAAAAUACUACAAUAUAGCUUGCGUGUAAUGUUAGUUCAAAAUUACGUUACGUUUUCUUCAUAUAAAUAAAUUUGCUUUAUUUGAUAUUAAAAAUAAUUCAAUUUCCUUUUCUUUAUCUUAUAUCUUAAAGAGUAAAAUAUUAAUCCUUCCUCUCGAUUUCAAAAUCGUAAUAUACAUUUAGUGUCGUUAAUGUAAAAUAUACAGGUUAUGUGAUGCGUGCAAAAAACAUUCCUCCACCAAUUAGAAGCGAUCACAAAAAACCACAAAUUACUGUGGAAAAUCAAUGUGAUUGGGAACGAUUGCGAUCGAAUCACUGUCAUUCAUAAAUUCACAAGUAGUAGUUCCCGCCAUCUCUACUGAUUAAUGCUUACGCGUCUAUGAUUAAAUGUUGUGUACUCUUAAAAUUUUGACUUAAAAUUAAACAUGAGCGGAAUCGAUUUUCAGAAAUUUUACGACAGCGAAACGGUCGAGAAGGUGGAAAAACAAGAAACAAAUUGUGAGAGAAAGGUAUCUAAAACGUGGGUGAAGAAGCAUCGAAAAAUGCCAUCAAGCAUUUUAGGGCCGCCCGACUUUUGGAUGAAAUUUGAUAAACAAGUGGAUGCGCUUAACACAGCUUCGAAAGAGAGUAACGAUUACAAUAUGCUUUGCACGUUUGUUUAUCAGGAAUGUAAUGGUUAUCGUAAAUUCAUAGUAGCUCAUCCUGAAAUAUAUUGGUGGCAUUAUGAGCAUCUCCCGGCAGAAAGAAGAUGCUCUUACGAGAUAAUUCCAGAAAAUCAGCCUUGUCGAUUAUAUUUGGAUUUAGAGUAUUCGAUCGAACUAAACUCUGAACAUGAUGGACCGUCUAUGACAAAUAUAUUAAUUGAUAUUUUUUGCAUGUACUUGCUUAAGCACUGGCGUAUAAUAUGCAACAGAUACAACGUAAUCAAUCUAGAUUCAAGUACUGACGAAAAAUUUAGCAGACAUGUUAUAUUUAAUAUUAGAGAUGUAGCCUUUAGAGAUAAUUAUCAUGUUGGUAGAUUGGUAAAAUCUAUAUGCAUGGAUAUUUUGGAUUAUGUUUCAUCUAAGGAAAAGCAACACGAUAUUUUAACCUGCUUUGAUAGAAUGCAACUUGAAGGAUUAAUUGUUGAAACAAAGAAAGGAAAAAGACUGUUUGUCGACACUGCAGUUUAUACUAAGAAUAGGCAUUUUAGAAUAUAUAAAUCCACCAAAUGGGGGAAACAAUCAAAUCUGGUGGUCUCAAAUGAUUGUAAAUAUAUUUGUUCUAGUGCAUAUAAUGAUAACGAAUUAAGCAUAUUUUUAGAUUCUUUGAUAUCGUAUUUUGAUACGAAGAAAGGCUUGAUAUUACUGGAAUGGUCUGGAAACUGUGUACCAAAUACGAAUUGUUUUAAGGAUAGAGUACAACAAUGCAGUUAUCAGGAAAGUGGUAGUGCCUGUUCAAACUUUCCAAUGUUAGAUAAAUAUGUUAACAAUUUAAUAUCUCCUGGAAAGAUACGUAUAUGUAAACAUUAUGAAUAUGCAAAAAUAUUGGUCUAUGAAACUGUGGGAUACAGGUACUGUGAAAAUAUUGGCAGGUGUCAUAAAAGUAACAAUGUUUUAUGGAUCGUAAAUUUAAAAAAUAAAAUGAUAUAUCAGAAAUGUCAUGAUCCAGACUGUUUUGGUUUUAAAUCUCAACCAAAACAAUUACCAGAGGAAAUUUAUUUUCAAAUCGACGAGGAAGGUGAUACAUUUUUGAGUAGUGUCAUAACAGAGGACAUAGUGUAGAAGACUAGUCCUUUUAAUAUCAAAAAGUUGUAUUGAGGUAGAAAUACCUGAAACACAGUAUUUUUAAAUGGAGGUAAUACACAGAUGGGAACAAAGUUGUUGAACAAUUUCAAGUACACAAUACAAAGCUUUGUUUCCACGAUAUUUUCUCCUGAGAUUGGUACGAAAUGUUAAAAUAUAAAACAUUUACAUGCUUCUUUUACAUAAUAUUGCAAACGUCUUAUAUAAUAUACUAGAUUAUUGUGUAUUAUAUUAAGAUGUGUACUACAUUAAGAUGUAUGUUACAUUGCACAGAUUAUUUACAAUUUAUAUAAGUAAUGAAUGUGAAUCGAUUUCAUUAUAUAGACACACAUAUAUAUAACUGUACAUAACAAAUUCAGAUAUAUGAACUUAUAGAAAAUUAAUUCUCCAUAUUUUAUGCAACUAUUUAUAUUUUCACUACCCCCAGUGUACAUAAAUACAACAUAGCAUUUUGGCUGUGUAAAA